Messenger RNA from Penicillium brasilianum, 1485 nucleotides. The record is from the annotation of a GenBank genome assembly. NCBI's taxonomy places the organism in Eukaryota, Fungi, Ascomycota, Eurotiomycetes, Eurotiales, Aspergillaceae.
AUGCCGACAACUCGAUCGUGUGACCAAUGUUAUACGCAGAAGAAGAAGUGCCAACGGGAGAAAGACUUAGCCAAGUGUAUUCGAUGUGCCCAUCUUGCACUGGACUGCUCGACAGCUCGGAAUUCCCGUCCUCCAGGCCGGCCCGCGCGAUCUAAACUUCUUGGUCCUGCCGCAGAAAUUCAAGUGUGGGCCUCACAGGAGCGGUGGCCUGCUUCGAGGAUAUCUAGUUCGCCAAACACGGAUGUUCAGAGCGUGUCUCCACUUUCGCAGAGUACUUCGACCGAUACCACGUCAGAACAAGAGCCUUUGGUGGUUCAUCAUCUCAACGGCUCAGUCGGCCAUGGCAUCCAAUCUAAAUUACCCGAUAUACUUCAGGAACUUGGAGGAAAUCAAGAACCAAGCACGCCAGCGCCAGAACCCACGGACGAGGAGUUCUAUGAUUUGAAUGACAUCUUCAUGAUCGGCCCAAGCUUCACUAAAACCUUUCGCCACGCUCUGAAUUAUUCCUACCUAAAAGCGCCUCAUAUCCUGAGGGAUAUGUUCUCUGUCAUGAUCAGAUACAUGACAAACACAAUGACGCCGAAUACUACUGCACCGGUCCAUGCAGAGAUCGCCGAGGUUGCAGAUCUGUUGCGGAAAUUACAAGUCACGGAGAUAUCCAAUGAUAAUGAUGCCUUGGCGGUACUUGUACUCGGUCAGAGCCUGGCUGCAUUGGACUCGUUCGUGGUCUCUACCGGAUCGAUGCUCAUUCUCCGGCAUUCACUAUAUCUGGCCAAACCGUGGUAUCCGCAGCUGGCUCAUGUGGAGUUCCUGGACUCGGUCACGGUGACUCCGAUCUUUUGGGAGAUACUCGAAUGUCUGCUCAAGCGGGAGAGCCCAAUAAUUCGACCAAGGAUCCAUCGACCGCACGUUGUCGAUCGGCUGUUCGGCUUAUGUGUGUCUCUGAUGCCAAUACUUUACGACUUGUGCGAGGUGAGCCACGAGAUGAAGCUCCAAUCUCAACCAGAAAGACAUAAACUGGAUAUUAUCGAGCAGCAAGUUCUUUCAUGGAAUCCCGCUAAUUCCCCUCUACCUGGUUCAAAAUUCACCGACUCCGAGGUCAUGCUGCUACGGGCUCAAGCAUCCAUAUACCGAUCUGCUACUCUACUCCUCAUACAUCGCCUCAAGUACCCCCUGUCCUGCGAAGAUGGAAUUGCCGUAUCUUAUGCAAACGAUAUCAUGGAAGAAAAGGAUAGGAUUCUGCUACACGGCGGGCCCGAUACGAAGCUUCAAUUUGGCUGCUUCCCUUUGUACUUGGCACUACUUGAGAUUCCGUUGCGGCCGGAGAGUAUAUCGAAGAGUCUGACGAAGCUUUCUCAUCGUCCAGCGUGUGCUGAGCAGUUCUUUGCCUUUCACAAAUAUUUCUGGCAACGAAGGUGGGAUGGGUUCAAGGGCUCUCUAUUUGAUCUUAUUGAUAACGGACCAACAUUCAUGGCUGUGCCGUGA